Amoebophrya sp. A120 is the source of this 990-nucleotide messenger RNA. The record is from the annotation of a GenBank genome assembly. NCBI's taxonomy places the organism in Eukaryota, Dinophyceae, Syndiniales, Amoebophryaceae.
CGCGACAGUCGCGGGGGCGGGCGCUUCCUCAGAAAUUGCAGAGGCGCGAAGCCAUUCGUGGCACCGGCCCGCUUCCGACGAGGGCGGGCAUGCGUUUGGCCGGCGCCCAGAUUUUUGAUUGCGCUCGGGUGGGCCCCCCGCCUGGCCCCGCGUGCCCUAGCAGAGUCCAUCCUGCAGGCCAAAAAGAUCGAGCCCUACGAAUUCCAGGGCCGGCGCGUUGAGCCCUUAGCCAAAAACCUCCCGACUUUGGUCCUGCUCGGCAGCGUCACCCCGUGGCCCGGAAUUAUGAUCACAAUUAUGGGCAUCCAGGACGUUGAUGACAUUACUCGCACAGCGACGGUCGCCGCGGAUGUUGCGCAGGUGCGCAACUGGAUAUCCUACGCAUCCUGGUUGGAAUUUUUAAGAUUACCCGGGAAGACAGUUUGGCUUCGCCCCAAUGAACCCGCGCGCUGCGCCCGCUUGGUCGGGCAUUAGGCCCCCGCGUGCGUGGUCCGUGUGUUGCCAUGAGCGUGCUAGGCGUAUUGGCCUGCGCGGCCGCCCAAUACAGCCGGCCGGCGCCUUGUCGCGCCGCCCGGCCCCCUUUGCCAGCCCGCAGCGCCCGGGGGCCUCUGAAUGGCUGCGCAGCAUCCCCCCAUCUUUGUCUUUCUGGCCGAAGUCAGUCAGCCGAUAUGUUGACGCAUCCCCCCGAUGCCAGAGGAGAGGCAUUUGCUAGGGUUAGGCGCAAUCAAAGAAAGCGAAAGGCGUCCGCGGGCCUUUAUUUCCGUGUGUUUUCCGCAGGUCACUAGCAGCUUUAUUUUGUGCGCUGGGUGGUGUCACCAGGCCGCCGAGUGUCUUUGUGCCUGCAAUUCUUCUGGAGGCGAUUGUGCUGAAAAGAAAGGCUGGGUCCGUCGCACAAUUGCCGCACAGGUGAGCAAAAUCAAAGAUCGCCAAUUCUAUUGAUGAGCGGAGUCUAAGAGCGCUGGCGUUGGCGUGCAUGUGUUCAUCAUGCUU